Pecten maximus is the source of this 1804-nucleotide messenger RNA. Its product is annotated as solute carrier organic anion transporter family member 2A1-like. The transcript has 9 exons. Gene Ontology annotation, cellular component: membrane. Gene Ontology annotation, molecular function: protein binding. The record is from RefSeq and is a predicted model, not a curated record. The coding region runs from base 23 to 1804 and encodes 593 amino acids. NCBI's taxonomy places the organism in Eukaryota, Metazoa, Mollusca, Bivalvia, Pectinida, Pectinidae. Gene Ontology annotation, biological process: transmembrane transport; sodium-independent organic anion transport.
ACAUGUCGUCAUUGGAUGAAAUAUGUUAAAAAUGGAAUCAUUUCUUGAUCGACCCCAUAUAUCUGGAAGAUCUCUCCAAAUCACGGACCCGGCUAUGAUGUGUGGAAUCGCGUCCUGUCGACCCAAACGACUAAACUGUUGUUCAAAUCUCGCGGGAUUUACGUUCAUGUACGGGAUGACAGCACUUAUGACGUCGACCUGCAGUGCGUAUAUGUCGUCACAGUUGACAACCCUUGAGAAAUAUUUCGGGUUUUCCAGCUAUCAGAGUGGUGUUCUUCUGAGUUGUAACGACAUUGGGUUUCUUACUACAACGCUGAUAAUAAGUCAUUUCGCGAGAAAACUUCAUAUCCCUAGAACACUUGGCAUGUCAUCCAUGUUUUUCGGCAUAGCUGCGAUAAUUUGUUCGUUAGCUUAUUUCGGAUCGAUUUCAGAGGAAAAUCGUCCAAGUUUUUUGAUAAAAUCACAAAAAUCUGAAAUUCGCACCAUGAACAAAUCGUUGUCCAGCUUACCAUUGUUUUAUGGACAAUCGCAACAGCUAUGUGAGGCAAACAGAACAGGAAUAAACAAUUUAUCUGAUGCAUGUGCAGAGGAUUUUUUUCCAGAGAGUGGCAGAAUCGGCGCACCAAACAGGUUUACGAAGACUGCAUUUUCCAUCAUGGUCGUUGGUUUGAUUCUACAAGGCAUCGGUAAAUCACCCAGAUCGUCGCUGUCUGCCACCUUCAUAGACGAUAACGGCGUAAAAACCAAAACAGCUCAAUACGUAGGUAUUAUUUCCUGUUUGAGUAUAUUUGGGCCAGCUAUAGCCUUCGGUCUUGGCGGUCUCUUCACCAGGAUUUACGUCACAUUGGAAGAUGUGCCCAUAUCUCCCUAUCAUCCACGCUGGGUAGGCGCUUGGUGGCUCGGAUUCCUUCUGUUCGGAAGUCUGUCUAUCCUCGUGGGUCUUCCUCUGGUUUGUUUCCCGCGCAGACUCAGACCACGGAGUGUUUCGAAACCAAAGAAAAAGACGUUCAAAACCAAAGAUUUUGUGCGAGGUCUCUACCAACUUAUACGGAACCCUGUCUACAUGUUGCUCGUGCUCUGUGGAUGUAUAGACAUAUUUGCAGUUUCAGCCUUUGUAUCAUUUACACCGAAAUAUCUGGAAACUCAGUUUUCACUUCCGGUUUGGCUUGCCAAUAUAAUAAUGGGAUCACUUGGAAUUUUGGCCGGUGGGUUCGGCACUCUGAUUGGUGGAUUCAUGGUGUCAAAGUUCAAGUUUCCACCUUUGACCUGCCUAAAGUGUCUGAUGUUGACGAAGUUUGUUUUUGUGAUCACUAUUUUUACGUUCUAUUUUCUCGGCUGUUCCAAUCCACGGAUCGUAAACUACAAUGCCCGGAUGGAUACAAAUAACAGUUGUUCUACCCAGUGCCGCUGUGACGUCAUGGAUUAUUUUCCGCUGUGUGGGUCGGACGGUCAGAACUACUUUUCGCCUUGUCAAGCCGCAUGUACUGGUAGAGAAAAACUGAUUUACACAGGCUGCGCAUGCGUGGGAGGUAAUGCAACAGCCAAUCCUGGAUUAUGUCCUUCUGACUGCAACACUGGAAACAUGUACGGAUUUGUAACAAUGACUUUCAUUGGAUCAUUCGUUGGCUGCAUCGGUAUAAUGCCUGGGUUUAUAUUUUUGAUAAGAUGUGUUAGUGAUAAAAACAAGCCUCUGGCUCUAGGACUUGCAUCAUUCUUACAUUCUAUACUCGAAUCGUCGACUCAAGCUGCAGGGUUUGGAGUUCAAGCUGUAAGAACCAAGGGGCGUGUGCAAAAUAUGACAUAG